AUGGGCUGGUUUUGGGGAAGCAACAGCAAUAGCGAAAGCAAAGAUGCGCUGAACAACCUGGAUCCGUCGCUGCGAGAGUUUCUGGACAAGGAAUCCAAGACGCGCCAACAGCAACAGCAGCAGCAACCCACACAACUACCACAAGACGCUCCCUCAUAUCGCUCACAAAUCGGCAUCGCUGAAGACCAACCGUCGCAACCCGCGCAACUUCAAACAAACGAGAAUGCAGCACCGCCGCAAUCACUCUUCCAAGAUGGCAGAUACGCCCACCUCUGGAAGAAUUACCGCUCGCAAGAACAAAUCGAACAGGCUGGACGUAGCGAAAGCGAACAACUAGCCGACGUCAUAGACACCUACAACGACCGCAAAGCACGAGUCGCGCGAGCGGCACUUGAGAACUGCGCACUGGAGCAAUGGGCCGAGCACGAAUGUUUUGAGAGCGGCGGCAUAAAGGCAAAACUCUAUCUCUGCAAGGAGCCCACCCGCGCAUUCAACCGCUGCUACACCAUGCAAGCUCGCUUCCUCAAGGCAUUGGGAUACAUGAGCAUGCAACGCACAGCCGACGAGGAAGAGCGCAUUCAAAUGCAUGCAGAUAAACUCUACCACGAAAUGCUGGACCGUGAAAAGGCUAUGAAAGAGGCCGAGGAGAAGAAGCUGCCCACACCAGAGUUUAAGCCACUCAUCACAAGCACAUCGACGACGGAAGCUUUGGGUGCUCAACAACAAGCUGCGGAACCACAAGCGACAAAAGAAGGCUUAGACAUGUACACGGGAGAGAAGCGCAAAGCUAUUGAGCAGUCUCUGGCAGACAAGAAGGGUUCGGAGCGGGAGCUUGAGAUUGAGCUUAUGGCUGCCGAAGCAAGAGCCAAUGCAGAAUAUGCAGCUGUCGUCCAUGAGCAUUAUGAAGCAGAGAAGAAGAUUCGAGAAAGCAGGAGGGAGCGCGGUAGAGAGACUGUCGGCGAUACCAUCAAGAGAGCUUGGGGUUGGGAUUCGAAGUAG
Molecule: messenger RNA, 999 nt
Organism: Aureobasidium vineae
Lineage: Eukaryota; Fungi; Ascomycota; Dothideomycetes; Dothideales; Saccotheciaceae
Source: the annotation of a GenBank genome assembly